Molecule: messenger RNA, 1842 nt
Organism: Cercospora beticola
Lineage: Eukaryota; Fungi; Ascomycota; Dothideomycetes; Mycosphaerellales; Mycosphaerellaceae
Source: RefSeq, a predicted model, not a curated record
CCCACGUUCAUGUAUAGUUAAGCAGGAACUGUUACAGAAACUUACGACUACUGGUCUAAUAUCCAAACGCCACAGCACGCGCAGGAAGACCAAGACGGAACGAAGCACCCACACGAACGAGCAACAAGAUGUCGGGCAUCAAUGUGCCCAACGAAAUUGUCCUGUUCCAUUACCGAGCAUCACCGUACGGGCGCCGAAUGACAUCUUACCUCGCGCUGCGAAACAUCCCAUAUGCAGAAUGUCUUCAGCCACCGAUACUCCCGCGCCCGGAUAUGGAGGCAUUGGGUGUCAAGUAUCGCAGAUCACCGGUCAUGGCCAUUGGUCGGGAGGUCUACGUCGAUACGCGCAUAAUGAUCGCCAAGCUUGAGGAGCUGUUCCCGGCGUCUGCGGAGCAUCCUGGCCUCUCGAUGCCCGAGACCACGGGUCUGGCAGGUCUGUUGCAGAAGCUUAUGGUGGACGUCAGUGUGUUCAGUAAAGUGGUGUCGCAGAUUCCCCAGGAUCUGCCCAUGCUCAAAGAUCCCAAGUUUGCGAAAGAUCGCGCAGAAUUUCGUACGGCGGAUCAAAAGCGGAAUCCUCAGCUGAUCAAGCCCGAAGGCACAGUCCACUUGCGCCAGUGUUUUGACAUUAUUGAGGCGUUGCUCGCGGACGGGAGGACGUGGGUAGGGAAUACGGAGAAUGUUUCGCUUGCGGAUUUGGAGGGGGGUUGGGCACUCGAAUGGUUUCUGGGCGACUUGAUGCCUGACCAAGCGUACUUCUCCGAGAAGCAAUAUCCGAAGGUUCACGCAUGGAUUCACCGUUACCGUGAUGCUGUGCGCGCGGCUACGAAGCGUGCGCAGAAACCAUUGAGGCUGCAGGGCGCGCAGGCGGUGGAUGCCGUGACAUCUGCGGCGUUCCAUGAUCGACAAUUGGUGGUUGAUGCCAAUGAUCCGCUUGGGCUCACGAAGGGCGAACACGUGAAGGUGUUCCCGAUGGACGGCGGUGGACUACCACAACAUCAGGAUGAGGGCCGUCUCGUCAAGCUCACGCGAGAUGAAGUUGCCAUCGCUAUCCAGGCAAAGUCGGGCGCCGAACUUCAUGUACACGCUCCGAGAUGGGCAUUUCGGGUUGAAGCAUCUCGUGAAGGCGCCAGGCUCUAACCCUGAAGACAGUCGCUUGUGUCAUAUUGGGGAGACGGAUGGGGUAGCUCCCGAAAUGCGAAUAGCUCGGGCAGACAACACGCGGCCAGUGUCGGUCUGCGACGUCCUCUUGUGUCGUUUGGGUAGUGCAGAUAGACGCGCUGAAGUGAGAAUGAUGCCUAAAGAACACCGGGCUUCCUGGUGCCGACGUGGGUUGCCUGCGCGGUUGAACAGCGCUAUGCAAUGCACAUGCACACUGCGGACGAAGCCUUCGCGGACUCUGCUCGUGACAAAUGGCAGCCGGACACGACAUGCGCUGAAUUGCACGUUGCGUCUGGUGUCUUGCUGGGACGAAUGAGACCGAGAUGUCGCUGCCGCAGCGCAGUUCUGUGCAGGUGCUCUGCUGUUGAAAGGUGGAUCGCGGUAGAAGGAGUGCUCGUGGGGAAGUGUUCUACGCCCCGGUAGUACGAGACGUGCAUAGACGAGACAUGGUGCAUGCCGUCGCGCCGCAUCUGGACACGCUCGAUCAUUGCGCAGGAAGUCGCUUCGGGAAGUAUCUCUUUGCGCUGGCAGGUGUUUGUUGUCACAACGUGCGUGACGUCUGGGCCCGUUAAAGGUAGUCCACAGGCUGCGCUGUGGCGGUCGUGGUCAGCGCAGCGGACAGAAGGCCGGUCGCUGGAGAGUGGCCGUGGGAAGACCGACGCUCUGCGGUACUCGCACUCGCACU